This is a messenger RNA of Dromiciops gliroides (monito del monte), 3185 nucleotides long. It is a transcript of the gene HDAC8, whose product is annotated as histone deacetylase 8. The transcript has a single exon. NCBI's taxonomy places the organism in Eukaryota, Metazoa, Chordata, Mammalia, Microbiotheria, Microbiotheriidae. The record is from RefSeq and is a predicted model, not a curated record. Bases 153 to 1292 code for a protein of 379 amino acids. Gene Ontology annotation, molecular function: histone deacetylase activity.
GAAGAGGCAGCAGCGGCAGAGGCGGUGGCGGAAGCUAAGCGAGCGGGGCGGCGGCGGCGGAAUCAGCAGCGAUAGUAUCAGCAGCGACAGUGUCGGGUCCCACUGGUCGCCUAAGGUUCGCGCGUCCCCGGGGACCAGGGUUCGGGUGGGCCAUGCAGGAGGCCGAGGAGCCGGCGCCCCCUCCGCGGCAGCCGCCUUUGCGCCCCGUUUACAUCUACAGCCCCGAGUACGUCCGUACUUGUGACUCGCUGGCCAAGGUGCCCAAGCGGGCCAGCAUGGUGCACUCCCUGAUCGAAGCCUACGAACUGCUGAAGGAGAUGAGGGUAGUGAAGCCGAAGGUGGCUUCCAUGGAGGAGAUGGCCAGCUUCCACACGGACGCCUAUCUGCAGCACCUCCAGAAGGUCAGUGAGGAGGGGGAUGACGACCACCCCGACUCAGUGGAAUUCGGCCUGGGCUACGACUGCCCCAGCACGGAGGGCAUCUUCGACUACGCGGCCGCGGUCGGGGGGGCCACCAUCUCGGCGGCCCAGUGCCUCCUGGAUGGGACGUGUAACAUUGCCAUUAACUGGGCCGGGGGCUGGCACCACGCCAAGAAGGAUGAAGCUUCGGGCUUCUGCUACCUCAACGACGCCGUGCUGGGCAUCCUGCAUCUGAGAAGGAAGUUUGAGCGCAUUCUCUACGUGGACCUGGACCUGCACCACGGGGAUGGCGUCGAGGACGCGUUCAGUUUCACUUCCAAAGUCAUGACUGUGUCUCUGCAUAAAUUCUCUCCCGGGUUUUUUCCGGGGACUGGCGACGUGUCUGAUGUUGGCCUCGGGAAGGGACGGUAUUACAGCGUCAACGUGCCCAUUCAGGACGGCAUCCGCGAUGAAAAGUAUUACCAGAUCUGUAAAAGCGUGCUCAAGGAGGUCUACGUAGCCUUCAACCCCAAGGCGGUAGUGUUACAGUUAGGAGCCGACACCAUAGCAGGGGACCCCAUGUGCUCCUUCAACUUGACUCCGGUGGGGCUGGGCAAGUGUCUCCAGUACGUCCUUCAGUGGCAGUUGGCCACCCUCAUCUUGGGAGGAGGAGGCUACAACCUGGCGAACACAGCCCGAUGCUGGACCUAUCUGACUGGGGUCAUCCUGGGGAGGACACUCUCUUCCGAGAUCCCAGACCAUGAAUUUUUCACUGAAUAUGGCCCGGAUUAUGUGCUGGAAAUCACCCCCAGCUGCCGGCCCGACCGCAAUGAGCUGCACCAGACCCAGCAUAUCCUCAAUCGAAUCACAGGGAACAUGAAGCAUGUGGUUUAGGGGGGGAGGCGGGGGAGGGGCGCUAAAUCCGAUUUUGACAGUCUAGGAAGAGUUCUUGUAAAGCUCACCUUGUGUUUUUGUGAAUUUGUGGCUGUGAGGGAAAAUCUGGAAGAGAUUACUUCCUCACACCACUAAGUGGCAGCUAGUCUCAGUGGGGUUCAGUAGGCAGUCACCCCAGAUGUCUGCGUAGAGGACUGAAGGGAGAAGGAAGGUAACUUUGAAAGUUCAGGUGCUUUUUUAGGGACACAGUUGAGACAAAAUUAAGAUUCCUUUUUAAAAAGGCAAAAGCAGUUUGUAUUCUUGGAAAUUAUUUUCUGGUGGGUUUGGGGUGGGGCGUUUUUAUAUUAUAUAUAUUAUAUAAGCAAGAAAUGUUUGGGGUUAGUUGUUCACUGUCAGUGAUGAAUUUGGUGAGUAGAGUAGUGGUCAAAUAUAAUUUUUAUUUAAAAAACAUAAAAAUUAUAUUUUAACUUUAUCUCACCCAUAAAAUAGUUGCAUAUGUUGUAUAAUUAUAUUUUAAUAAAGUUUUUAACAGAUUCAAGAUAUCAUCAAUGUGCGUACUACAGAUUGCAAUUGCUCCAUGCAAGGUUUUCUCUAAAUUUUCAGUAGAGGAUCUCUCAGUAGUUUGGAAGGCCUUAUUCUUGAAUUUUAAAAUAUAAUACAUUUACAUAGCGCUUUAAGAGGUUACAUAUACAAAGCACUUUAUAAACAUCUCAUUGGUUCCUUACAACCAGUCUGAGGUAGGUGCUAUUACUAUCCCCACUGCACAUAUGAGGAAACAGGUUCAGAGAGGUGACAGUGAUUUGCCCAGGGUCAUAUAGCUCAUAAUUAUUUGAGGCAGGAUUCAAACCUAAGUUAUCCUGACUUCAAAUCCAAGGCUCCAUUACCUCAUAAUAUCUCAAGAGUUAUCUAUGUAUUCAGUUCUGGGUCUAUCAUUGUCUAUCUGAUGCACCUCUCCAUGUUAUAUAUAUAUAUAUAUUCUGAGGGACUAACAUGAUAAACUUCUUGUCCAGCUACAUGUUAUAGUCUGGGCAGUAUGUAUUUUUGAUUCAUUUUGUUGUUCCAAUGUAAAUGAUUAAAGUGCUAAUAUGGAUUUAAUUGAGAUUUUGCAGUAUUCUGUGGAUAAAUCAAUGUUGCCUAUCAAAAGGAGCCUAGGGAUAGCCUCCCUACCAGUAAGUAAUUGUGGGUUUUUUGCAUGGACUGUAACCAGGCAUCAACCAUCACAGUGGCAGACUUAGGUAAGAGCAUCUCACUUUUAUACCACAUUUGAUGAGAGUACUCAGUGGAUCACUAAACAAAGGUAUUUCCAUAGUUCUGUCAGUCUGAGUUAAUAACUUAGUUUAUGCAUAGGAGAAACCUUGUCUGAGGACUUUCAAGGUUGCAUUUGGUUCUACUAAGUUAAAUACUUAAAAAUAAAUAAAACAAUAUAGUAGUAGUAUGUUUUUUGUGUCAACUCUGUAACUUGUGAAAUCAAGAUCUGGUUAGCUAUAAUAAUCUACAAAAGUUCAUCUAUUCUCAUACUGUCUUCAGGAAUUCCCUUGAUGCAUGCAAAGGUUUAUUCUCAUGAAGAUUUAAGUAAAAAUGACAAGGCAGGCAUAUGGACCAAUGGUGGCUAUUGUCUUCCUGGUCACUCUUUUUGGGCAAAAGUACCCAUUUGAUAUUUUCAUUCUAUGGAAUCUUCCCCUCUUUGAAAGAUCACAAAUAUUUCCUAAGUGACUUCAACAUGUCAUGAAUUUCUUCUGCUUGUAUUUGAUGAUGUCUAGCUACUCUUUCUGACUUCAUCUUAAAUUGCAUUUUCACUUCCUCCCAUACUGUAUUGGAUACUAAGUGGCAAAGUGUGAAAGUGGUAAACCCAUUAUCAUAAAAAAAAAUAAAAUAAAUGAUUAAAAACCCCUA